Brassica napus (rape) is the source of this 585-nucleotide messenger RNA. Its product is annotated as AT-hook motif nuclear-localized protein 13. Lineage: Eukaryota; Viridiplantae; Streptophyta; Magnoliopsida; Brassicales; Brassicaceae. The transcript has 3 exons. Bases 1 to 585 code for a protein of 194 amino acids. The record is from RefSeq and is a predicted model, not a curated record. Gene Ontology annotation, molecular function: minor groove of adenine-thymine-rich DNA binding.
AUGGAUUCUAAAGAAACCAACGAACAUCAGCAGCUACAACCACCGCAUGGGACGGUAACGGGUUCCUACAACCGCAACGCCGCCGCGUUAACCGGUCCCUCCUCCACUUCUCAGGCCAUGCAACACCGUUUAUCUGUCGGGGCUCUCUCGCUGCGCCAGCCUCAACAACCGCUCGGGAUCGAGGGAUCGCCUUCCUCCGUCUCGACGCAAUUCAGGAACGAGCAGCGAGGACGAGCAAGAGGAAGGGUCAGAGGACGACCGAGGAAGUACGCUGAUGUCAUUGAUGAUGAUGGUGGUGGAGGUGCAAGUGCUAAACGGGGCAGGGGCAGAUCAGGAGGAGCAGAAACACUGUUGACACCUCAUUUAAUUAACGUCAAAGCUGGAGAGGACAUAGCUGCGAAGAUAGUGGCCUUUACGAAUCAAGGACCACUCGAGUCUAGUAUUCUCUCAGCUUCGGGAGCUGUUUCUAGUGCGGUGCUUCGUCACUCUAACAAUCCUAACAAUCCUAGUGGAGUUGUUAAGUAUGAGGUAGUAACAGUUUCAUGUCCUUGUGUGCGGUACUUUUGCUGGAAUGUUUUUAUCUGA